Molecule: messenger RNA, 1550 nt
Organism: Anopheles gambiae (African malaria mosquito)
Lineage: Eukaryota; Metazoa; Arthropoda; Insecta; Diptera; Culicidae
Product: probable serine/threonine-protein kinase DDB_G0278509
Exons: 2
Coding region: 101-1477 (458 amino acids)
Molecular function (GO): protein binding
Source: RefSeq, a predicted model, not a curated record
UCGAAACAAUUUAGUAGACUACGCAAUAAACGCAGGGAUUAAUGAAAAUUUUAAAAUUAGCUUCUUUUUAUCGAUUCACUAGAACACGAUGAUCUAGCUAAUGUUACUUAAUUCGGGUGAGGUUUUUACCGCCUCUGCGUUAUUGUCCUCUAAAAGCAAUGUUUUGCUCCUGCUCGAAGUCAGUGUCGCAAUGAAGUUGGUAGGCAAAACACUACUGAUAAGUGCUCUCGUUCUUUUCGUUCAGCAAGCGAGAUCACUCCGCUUCCAUUGUGACGGAGAUUUCAUAUGUGAAAUAUGGCACUGGAACCCAACCGAGGAGGGAGCGUUGGUGUUGGAGCAGAUCCCAAUUACGCACGGUGCUAUCGAGCUGCACAAUUUUUUGGCUACGGAAAUAUCCAGCAAUUUGUUCGCGUAUUUUGAGGCACAGCGUCGCAACAUUUUGGAGAUGCAUACCACAAUCACUGUGAUCGGGUCAACGCUGCGCGGUUUUGUGGUGGAAGACAAUGCUACCUACUACAAUGUAUGCCUUGAGAAAACUCAACUCAACCAUAUAUCUUUCGGGACGCGGUGCAAUUUGGAGACUUUAAAGAUACAACACAGCAACCUCGAGCAAUUGCCACAAUCAAUAGGCAACCUGAAGGCGUUGAAAAGUUUAACACUGAGUCACUCGCUUAUUCAAGCGAUUGAUCUCAACUUGCUAGCUGAAUUGUUCCGUUUAGUUUUGCUAGAUUUGAGCAAAAACCGGCUACACUCACUGUACGACUCGUGUGCCAGGACAACGACACACCCGUAUCCGUUGCUGUCUGAGCUAUACCUAGGAGAAAACAAGCUGAAAAGUAUCAACAUGGACGUGUUCCAGCCGAUGGUGUCACUCACUAGGCUCGAUCUGUCCCACAACCACAUCAGCGUGGUAUCGGGCUCGUUGGUGGCGACCAGUUUGAUCUCGCUCGAUUUGUCCUACAAUCGUCUAGUGGAGAUGGAUUGCUGUGGAUGGGUGAUUCCAAAGCUGUACGGUAUGGUCAUUAACGACAAUCGAUUGCCAGCGUUGCCCAGGUGUCUUGAGCAUGCUUUCCAGAAUGUGACUCGUUUGGCGUUUGACACUAAUCAACUUCAGCCCGAUAUAAUGUUCCAGCUCGGCAGACUUACGAACAUUCAGAUAUUAAGCCUAACGGACAACAAGCUGACAAACGUUCCGCUGAACGAGAGUACCAUACCCAACCAACUAAAGUAUUUGAAUCUCGGGCACAACAACUUAAAACGCCUGGAUGUACCGUAUGUACCGAGCAAAGAUUUACACAUCGACGUUAGCUCGAACUGCAUUAGCAAAAUAGAUUGGGACAGAGUUUCGGCCAAUCUAACGAAAUUAGGAAUGGAAGGAAAUCCAUUGGACUGCAGUUUCUACAGCAUUUCCACUAGAGCGGACAUUCAGUCGAAACUGGUAUGUAAAAAGCACCGCAUUGAGCGUUGUGAUGCAUAAACUUGCGAAAAUGAAUGUCAAUUAUAAUGAUGAUGAUCCAGGGUACCAAAGCAAUAAAUUCGAAUACAUUCGU